AUGGCAAGGUCAGGUCAUUCCACUCGCUUGUCUCCUGGAAGACAUAGGGCAUGUCAACCCCAGACACAGAAGCUCACGGAAACCGAAAUUUCCGAGCUGAAGAACUACCUUCCUGAGUGGACUUCUACGAAAAGGAGCGAGAAGCGGGCAGUUUUCACUGCAAUUGCCAGGGCUGCCAGGUUGUUUGCGCCAAAGGUGGACCAAGGACAAUGGAAAAAGAGGAAGCAGAUGUACAAGACUUGGUUGUUCAACAACAAGAAAAAGAAGAAAAGGAAGGACAUGAUAAAGUAUGGGAGGAAAUGGAUGCCUAGGAUGGUGAUCUACCAGGAGAAUUGGGAAGAGGUGCUGAAGAGGAUUGAGGAAGAGUCUGGGGCAAAGCCAGGAGAUCCUGGUAUGUUCAAGCAUUAUCAGGUGGCUGUGAAGAGAGUCAUGGCUGAAUUGUCUGACGACAAGUUGGAGAAGGUGAAAGAAACCGCCGAAGAAUGGUCCAACAACUGUCCUCCUCCUGAGAUACAAGCACAGGUCGCCCAUAAGAAGGGACCUGCAUAUAUGGAGCACUUUUUGAAGGAGAUGUGGAGGCAAUGCGGGAUGAGAGUGUUUGUGUUGUCAGCUUGGAAGAAUGAACAGGGCGAGGUGCUGUUCGGGAUGCACGAUGAUAACAAGGCAUUAGGAGAUGGGGACAGCUUCAUGAAGACAAAGAACUGGGAGGACAUCGAGCCGGUGUGGCAGGAGUAUGCGCAGGAACAGUUUGGUGCUGGAGCAUGGGAAGCCUUCGAGCUUGACACUGAUGAGGAUGGGAUGCCGCUGCUUCUGGACAUCACCGAAACAAAACUCGAGGAGAAGAACACCAUAGUCAGGGCUUUUCUCACAUCACACUAUCAUGAGUCAAUCAUUGCUACAUCCGGGACUUUGUUGAAUGCAUCGACAUAG
Messenger RNA from Suillus bovinus, 930 nucleotides. RefSeq lists its product as uncharacterized. The transcript has 5 exons. The coding region runs from base 1 to 930 and encodes 309 amino acids. The record is from RefSeq and is a predicted model, not a curated record. NCBI's taxonomy places the organism in Eukaryota, Fungi, Basidiomycota, Agaricomycetes, Boletales, Suillaceae.